GGAGUGUAUAUGCAUGCCAUCGUCGUCGUCGCUCGUUCAGAUGGAAGUUCUGACGUGCAGAUGAGUAAACCUAUCAGGAUAACACAUACGUUGCAGAAAUUAAAGGAAUUUAAGCUUUGCCGAGGGAACAAGUUGAGUGGUUCACACGUACAGUAGCGCAGUGCAUUGCAUUCACAGGGUACGUAGAGCAAUCAUUGGGUUGCGGCGUACUAAACAAUUCCGGUCAAAAUCUUAUUUUUAGGCAGGAAACGAGGACACUUGGAUGGACCUAUAUAUAUACAACCACCAAUUCUUUUCCAUUCAAAUCAAUUCAGAUCCUGUCACCGAAUCUACUCUCUCACUCUUGCCCUUCUCUGCUCAAGGAAAAGGAAGAACUCCCCGUUUCGAGAUCAUGUCGCUCUCGUACAGCGCGCCACUCUACCUGUUCUUCGACGUCGUCGUCCCCCCCUUCCACGACGACGAAGAGGAGUUCGAGUUCGCCGCGGCUGGCUCCAAGAACGUCAACGAGGAGAAGGAGGACGCUCCACGCGCGUGCGCCAGCGACCUGUCGGCCUUGGCGGACGAGCUGUUCCGUGGCGCCGGCGUGCUCCUGCCGCUCAAGCUGCCCCCGCGCCUGCAGCACCCCACCGACUACUUCUCCUCCUCGGCCGCCACGUCGCCCACGGCCGCGCGCCUGCUGGGCAGGGCGCCCUCGUCGUCGUCGUCGUCGUGGAGCCCGUUCGCGAGCAGCAGGAGGCAGCACACGGGCUUCGACCCGUUCGCGGCGGCGCUGGAGAAGGUCCGCCGGGAUGACACCGGCGGCCCCGGGCGCGAGCCGGCCGCGCCCAACAGGCGGCGCCGCGCGAGGUCGCUCUCGCCGGUGCGGGGCGCCGACGACGCAAGGCCCGCCGCCACGUGCCUGAGCUGCUCGCGCUCGCGCCACGCAGGCGCCAGCGCGGCGGCCGCGAAGAAGGCGGUUGGGAAGACUCGGCGGCGGAGGGACGGCGGCGUAACUUACCGACGGCGGCCGAGUCUGUUGGUGUGCUUUGGGUUCUAA
This is a messenger RNA of Brachypodium distachyon (stiff brome), 1036 nucleotides long. RefSeq lists its product as uncharacterized. Lineage: Eukaryota; Viridiplantae; Streptophyta; Magnoliopsida; Poales; Poaceae. Bases 263 to 1036 code for a protein of 257 amino acids. The record is from RefSeq and is a predicted model, not a curated record. The transcript has a single exon.